AUGGCAUCGAAACAGAGACGUCGUUCAAGCACAGAGUCUGAUUAUAACGAGCUCUAUGAGGCUGCUAUCCGCGAUAGAGUCCGUGACAACAUUGCCUCUGCUGCCGAAGCUAAGCGUCCCAAAUUGGCCAUUCGUACCAAGCAAGAGAAUUGGUCCGUCAGUAACGACAGCGACUCCGUCCAGCAUGACGAACUCACACAGGUGGCGACGAGUCUCACAACUGGUGUCGGCUUGGUGCCUCAACGUCUUGCCGCCAUAGAUCCUCGGCUCGACCCCCGUGGCAGUUCUUUCGAUUUCCGCUUCUGGAUUAAAACCUUCCUAUGUUUGAUGCGUGAAGAUGGAAUUACACGCGCGAAUGCGAACAUCACUUUCAGGUCGCUUUCAGUGACUGGAACAUCGUCUGGGAUGGCAAUCCAGCCGACUGUGGCUUCGCUCUUCACAGGGUUGUUCAGACUGCCCCAUAUAUUGUCGGGCCGCAAGCCGCGAGAUCCUACGACGAUCCUACAUACAAUGGAUGGUUUCAUCGGCACGGGCAAGAUGCUGUUAGUUCUUGGUAGACCCGGAAGUGGGUGUACGACCUUUCUCAGGACAAUCUCAGGGCAGCUGAGCGGACUGCAACUUACACCAGAAUCAGUCAUCAAGUACCAAGGUGUCGACCAAGCCACAUUCCUCAAGAACUACCAUGGCCGCGCUGUAUACAACCAAGAGUCUGACCAGCACUUUCCGCACUUGACCGUGGAGCAAACGCUCGAGUUUGCUUGUCGAGCGCAAACGCCACAGGCUCGACUGGAGAACGUGAGCAGGCCGAUGUACGUCCAGCACAUGGUCAAUGUGAUGCUACGAAUGUUCGGCCUUACACACGUAAGGGACACCAAAGUUGGCAAUGACUAUAUACGCGGAGUCAGCGGAGGGCAAAGAAAGCGGGUUAGUAUAGCUGAGAUGGCAUUUACCAGGUCUUGUCUCGCGGCAUGGGAUAAUUCGACGAGAGGCCUUGACUCUGCUACCGCUCUGGACUUUGUGCAGCACCUGAGAACAUUGUCAGAUCUUGCCGGUAUCACUCAGGCUGUUGCUGUGUACCAAGCGAGUCAGAGCAUGUAUGACACAUUUGAUACGAUCUUGUUACUGUAUGAAGGACGUCAAAUCUACUGCGGUCCAGUCCAGUCAGCUCGGGCGUACUUCAUUGGAAUGGGCUGGGAUGCGCCUGCCUCUAUGACGACGCCGGACUUUUUAACAUCUAUCACAAAUCCUGUCGAAAGACGGCCCGCGGAGGACUUCAAAGGCCCGCUGCCCCAGACUGCGGUCGACUUCGAACAACAGUGGCUCAAUUCUGAGCAAUACCGGCUUUUUAAGACAGAGCUAGAAAACGCCGAAUCGGCCUCAGAUCCGGACAGUCAUCUUGCGGCUGUGCGUGUGGCACAUCGACACGCACAAGCCCUGCACACAAGAGCAGGAUCAGCAUACAUCCUCUCGAUACCAAUGCAGAUCCGUCUGUGUUUGCGCCGAUCCCUUCAACUUCAACUCAACGACCGUGGCGCAGCUAUAGCUCUCGCUGUCGGUCGGACUAUACUCGCAUUCAUCGUGGGAUCCAUUUACUAUGGUCCUGUCAAUACGACCGCAAGUCUUCAGUCUCGAGGAUCUGUCCUCUUUCUCGCCACUCUGAUGAAUGCCCUCAUGGCAGUCACAGAGUGUGGAGCCUUGUUUGCUCGACGGCCGAUCGUGCUUAAGCAGAAAAACUUUGCUUUUGUACAUCCCGCAGCCGAUGCAUUUGCUGCUUACGCUGUCGAUGUGCCGAAGACCUUCAUUAUCUCAACACUGUUUAAUGUUGUCUUUUACUUUAUAACCGGCCUCCGUCUUCAGGCAUCAUCGUUCUUCGUCUUCUUCCUAUUUAAUAUCAUCUGCACGCUGAUGAUGUCUGCAAUCUUUCGCACAAUUGGCGCUGUGUCAAAACAACUUGCUCACGCCUACGCUAUUUGUGGCAUGGGUAUACUGGUGAUGAUCAUCUACACAGGCUUUGCGUUGACAACAAGCUACAUGCAUCCAUGGUUCCGAUGGAUCAACUACACAGACCCAAUUGCCUACAUCUUCGAGGCACUGCUGGUGAACGAGGUCCACGGCCGGAGUAUUCCCUGCGCACCCGAAAGUCUGGUCCCAAGCUAUCCGUCAAGUUCCAAUUUCGCGUGUGCUGUGCCAGGCGCGCAGCCGGAUACGAGGGUUGUCAGUGGGGACGCAUGGGUCAGUUCAAGCUACGGCUACAGCUACUCCCACCUCUGGAGGAACUUGGGUAUCGCCUUUGGAUAUCUUUUCUUCUUUAUCACAACCUAUCUUGUUGCUGUCGAGAUCAAUCCUGGCCUUGACACACAGGCUCAACGACUCAUCUUUCGCGACCGCAAAGCUGUCAAAGGUGCUUUCCAACACGACCCAGAAGCAGUAUCGGUGCAUACAGAGACCUCACGCGACAAGUACCGCAUCAAAGAAUUGCCCCGCAGCGGAUCAGAUUCCCAGGUAGCACCCGAGAGACACUCGAAAGGAGUUCUCACUUGGGAAGACCUCACGUUGGAUAUUCCUCAUGAUUCCGGGACGAAACGCUUACUUGAUGGUGUUAAUGGUGCCGUGACGCCGGGAACGUUAACAGCCCUUAUGGGAACUUCCGGUGCUGGAAAGACGACACUGCUCGACACGCUGGCGCAGCGCCAAAAUGGCGUAGGCAAAACCACCGGUACCAUCAAGAUGAAUGGUGCGGCGAUAACACCGUCGUUCCAGCGAAGUAUAGGGUAUGUCCAGCAGCAGGAUCUGCACCUGUCUACAACGACAGUCCGGGAAGCACUCCGGUUCUCCGCUCUUCUGAGACAGCCUUCCAAAGUGUCGAAAGCCGACAAGCUUGCCUAUGUUGAGUCAGUCAUUGCUCUACUCAACAUGAAUAGCUUCGCCGAUUGCAUGGUAGGUCUACCAGGCGCGGGGUUGAAUGUGGAGCAGCGGAAGCUCUUGUCUAUCGGCGUCGAGAUGGCGGCCAGGCCUGAGAUACUCUUCCUUGACGAGCCUACCUCGGGAUUGGACUCCCAAAGCUCGUGGACUAUCAUUGCCCUUCUUCGCCGACUGGCAGAUAAUGGGCAAACAAUCCUAGCGACAAUACACCAACCUUCAGCGCUCAUAUUGCAACAAUUUGACUCCAUACUGCUCAUGGGAGCUGGAGGGAGGACAGCGUACCACGGUCCCUUGGGCAAAGAUGCUUGUACUCUUACCAAGUACUUUGAGAGCUGCGGAGCUCGUGUAUACAUGCCCGAGGAAAACCCAGCGGAAUAUAUCUUGUCCAUGCUCAACGACGGAUCGAAAGACUGGCAUCAGAGCUGGGAAAACAGUCAGGAGAAGAGUGCUACCAAGUCCAAGGUGCAAGUUCUUGCCGGCAACAGGCCGACCGAAGCUCAACCCGAUCUCGAGUUUCGUGGCAAGUAUGCCGCAUCUUUCGUGACACAAUUCCGACUGGUCCUGGGACGAACGUUUGUUUCGUAUUGGCGGAGCCCAGCAUACAUAUUUGCCAAGCUCAGCUUCGCGAUUUUCGCAUCUUUGUUCAUCGGGUUUACCUUUUAUCGCCAGAAUUCUUCCGUGACUGCGAUGCAAAAUUUGAUUUUCUCGAUAUACAUGGCCAAUCUCAUCUUCUCUACGGUCGUCCAACAAGUGAUGUCCCGGUUCAUUCCGCAGCGCGAUCUCUUCGAAUCUCCUCUCCCACAUCCUCGUCGAAGUCCCAUACCAAGUCUUCGCCGGCAUCAUCAUCUGGGCAUCCUGGUACUUCCCCAUAUUUGGCGCCCUUCAGCCUCGUCCUCUCAGGGUCUCAUGCUCGGCUACUGCAUCGAGAUGAUGAUCAUGUCCUCGACCUGGGCGCAGCUGCUCAUCUUCGUCAUGCCCAGCACAGAGACCGCCGGAGCCAUCUCCAGCAUUCUGUUCACCAUGUGCCUGCAAUUCAACGGCGUCUUGCAGGCACCGAGCGCCCUACCUGGGUUCUGGAUUUUCAUGUAUCGCAUUAGCCCCUUUACCUACCUCGUCGGCGGGUUAGCCGCUGUCGGCCUUGCGAACCGUCCGAUCACGUGUGCCCAGAACGAGCUAGCUCGUUUUGAUCCUCCUUCUGGGCAGACUUGUGGCGACUACAUGCAAAAAUAUCUUGCAGGAGGUGCCCCUGGACAACUCCUCGACCCAAGUGCAACCACUGGCUGCGAGUACUGCCCGAUCCGGAAUGCGAAUCAGUUCUUAGAACGCUCCUGGAUCUCGACCUCGGACGGAUACCGAAACUUGGGCAUUCUGUGGGCAUACAUCGUGUUCAACGCUGCCGCCGCUAUGGGUCUGUACUGGCUCUUCCGCGUCAAGCGAUAUCGCCUUAGUCAUUUGUUUAGGCGAAGGUCGACUCCGCGGAAGGCCGCCUCGGCAGCAAGCAAGGAGAAGGCAGAGACUGCGGAAGAGCAGGGGCAGGGCGCCAGGAAGGGGAAGAUCAGCUUCUAUGUCGAUCUUUACGGUAGGUUGGCCUGGAUUUCGCUCAGGAAUAUUGGGCAUCGAGCUUCAGGUAGCGCUUUUGUUUGA
This is a messenger RNA of Cyphellophora attinorum, 4566 nucleotides long. RefSeq names its product ATP-dependent permease PDR15. Gene Ontology annotation, cellular component: membrane. Gene Ontology annotation, molecular function: ATP hydrolysis activity; ABC-type transporter activity; ATP binding. The transcript has 3 exons. NCBI's taxonomy places the organism in Eukaryota, Fungi, Ascomycota, Eurotiomycetes, Chaetothyriales, Cyphellophoraceae. Bases 1 to 4566 code for a protein of 1521 amino acids. The record is from RefSeq and is a predicted model, not a curated record. Gene Ontology annotation, biological process: transmembrane transport.